AUGCUUUGCUCGGCUUGUACCCCCAUCUUUCAAUCGAAUCCCAAAUUUUCGUUUGGUCCAGAGGAUCUCGACUUCGUUUGGCAUAACCACCAGAAAACUGCAGCCGGCCUUAGGAAUGCAGCUAAACAGGGUUGCUACAUUUGUUCCGCCUUUUGGGAUGGCAUGACGGGCCAGUUUUCAUUUGACCCCGAAGCUAACGAGUCUGAAUCUUUCACUCGUUACUCUUUGUCGGAUGCUUGGUCUUAUGCGCCGGAGGGAACAUGCGAACUGUUGAUAUACUCUGACAUGGUUGGCGGAGACGGCCAGCCAUUUGUUCGACAGUUCGUCGUCGAAGCAGGGGAUUUUGAAGGGACCAGUAGAAUGGAAGACGACGCUGAGACUCCGUCGAGCACGUCCUCCGAAGCGAGCUUUGGGCUCGCUAAACAAUGGCUCGCGAAAUGUCUUCGGGACCAUUCCACCUGUAGAUCGAUUCCAGACAAAGAUCCGUGGAUACCGACACGCCUGCUCGAUGUUGGAUCCUCUGAGAGCGAAGAAGAUACGCGCCUAGUCAUAACCAACAACCUAUCUCCUUACACUCUGUAUAUGACUUUGAGUCAUUGCUGGGGAUCAGCGCAAAUCGUACAACUGCGGACGGCGACUCUGGAUUCUAUGCAGGACCGUAUCCCACUCUCUUCACUCCCUCAGACCUUCCGAGAUGCUAUUUUCGUCGUCAAGCAAUUCGAAAUCCGCUACCUCUGGAUCGAUUCGUUAUGCAUCAUCCAAGAUUCCAUGGACGACUGGCAACAUGAAGCAGCACGAAUGGCAUUCGUUUAUAAAAAUUCAUACUGCAAUGUCGCAGCUACGGGUUCGUCGAAUAGUCAUGGUGGCUGCUUCGCAUUAAGGUUACCCUCCAUAGUUCGACCCUGCCUUGUCGAGGCUACCUGGGACGGUGGAGUUACAGGAUCCGUCCGUGUCAUAGAUCUUGGCAUGUGGACGGAUGGCGUUUCUGGCGCCCCUCUUAACAAGCGUGCGUGGGUUGUGCAAGAACGGCUUCUCGCACCUCGAGUACUUCAUUUUAGCACUCGUCAGAUCUUCUGGGAGUGCUUUGAGCUAGAUGCAUGUGAGACGUAUCCUUCUGGUAUCCCGCAAGCGUUCUAUGCCGGCUCUGCUGGCUUCAAGCACCUUAGCCCUGCCAUCGACCACGCUUCACUGCGAUCUUCUCCUCGAUGGACUCCCGAUCCUGCUUGGAGGCUGUAUCACACUUGGAAUUGGAUCGUUUCUGCUUACAUGAAAUGUGGGCUGACGAAGGCACAAGACAAGUUAAUUGCAUUGUCAGGGAUUGCGUCAGAGAUGCAACGCUUGACGGAAGACGAGUAUCUAGCAGGACUAUGGAGGAUGUAUGUGCCGUAUCAGCUGCUAUGGUUUAUCGAAAGCCGCAGGCAGAGCAAUGGUGAAGGCUCUUUCCGACCAGCCCCCUACCGAGCUCCAUCCUGGUCAUGGGCAUCUGUGGAAGGCGAAGUGAAUACUACAUCACUGAAUAAUCCAAAUUCGGCAUCAAUUCUCGUAUCUGUCCUGAAUGCACAUGUCACUCUUGUGAGGAGUGAGAACAAAACCGGGCAAACCAAAGGCGGAUUCCUCAUCCUUCGAGGCCAUCUGAGCGCUGCUGGGUGGAAGCCGGAUUCCGAGGGGGAAGGCAUCGUGCUUGUAGUGAACGACGCAAUAUGUGGUCAAAUACACGCUGAUGAGGCGACAGACCUGCCCGCGUAUGGACUGUUUUGUGUCCCAAUCCUGCGUCAUGUCAGCGAAGGAAAAGCCUUACUCGAUGUACUAAUCUUGCACAUGCGCGAAGCGGAGAGGACGUUUGAAAGAAUUGGAGUCGUAUUGGGGUCUGAUGCUGAAGAGAUGUUGCUGAUCGAUGACGAGCAAGACAUCACUCUAAUUUGA
This is a messenger RNA of Fibroporia radiculosa, 1923 nucleotides long. RefSeq lists its product as uncharacterized. Bases 1 to 1923 code for a protein of 640 amino acids. The transcript is spliced from 2 exons. Lineage: Eukaryota; Fungi; Basidiomycota; Agaricomycetes; Polyporales; Fibroporiaceae. The record is from RefSeq and is a predicted model, not a curated record.